AUCUAAGGCCUUUGCAUCUUUUUUCCCGCGCUUUAAAUCCCACUUUUUUCAUUGUUUUCAAUCCCACCACCACCGUCUAUGUCUUCAAUCUUGUACUAAAAAUAAUAUGUCUUCUUUGUUGCUUUCCUAACAUAUCACAUUCACUUUCUUUCCCCCAAAUUUACUCUCUUUUUUGUUUUUUCUUUUAAGGUUACAAUAACCCAAAAUCUUUUGUUAUCAUUUUCAUGCUCUCAACUCUAAUUCCUUCUGAUUUCGUCUCUCAUAAAUGGAAACAAUCAAACCCAAAUCAGCUUUAACAAACAGCAACAACAAGAGCAGGCUAGCAAGGACUUUCCAAAAAGUCAUCAACCUAAGAACCGCCACGAAAAUCGCUUCCAGCAAUGGGGUUGGGAUCUGUGUUCUCGCAUCCCAACGCAAAUUGCCGCACCAUGGUUCAACUCCAGACCGGAAAACUUCUUCCCAUGCACCAAACAACUCCAUGGUUAAGCAAAAAGCGGUAUUGGAAGCGCUGCUUGCUAAGGUUUUCGCCAGUGUUACUUCCAUCAAAGCCGCUUAUGCCGAGCUGCAACUGGCUCAGCAUCCUUACAACAGUGACGCUAUUCAGGCUUCGGACCAAGCUGUCGUGGAAGAGCUCCGAGCACUUUCGGAGGUGAAGCGCAAGUUUUUGAAGAAAGAGCUUGAUCUUUCACCUCAGGUUACUUUAAUGCUCGCUGAGAUUCAAGAACAGCAAAGCUUGAUGCGAACUUACGGAAUCACGAUCAAGAAGCUGGAGUCCGAUGUGGAGGAAAAAGGUUCGGACAUUGCUUUACUUCGUAAGCAGCUUGAAGAAUGCACGACCUUUAACAAGUCCUUGGAAAAGAAACUAAACGCCAGCGGGCCUUUGUCCAUGUUCGAUGAUUUCCAGUUCACGAAGUUGAAUCCAAGUCAUUUCGUGCAAGUUCUACACUUUUGUUUGAGAUCUGCUCGCAGUUUUGUGAAGGUGAUGGUCAAGGAAAUGGAGUCGGCAAAAUGGGAUCUUGAUGCAGCUGCUAAAACCAUUGAACCUGGAGCUGUUUUUGCAAGAGAAAGCCAUAAGUGCUUUGCAUUUGAAUCCUUUGUGUGUAGAACAAUGUUGGAAGGUUUCGACUCCCCUGAUUUUGGGGUCGCAAAAGAGUCUGACUCAAAAAGACUUGACCCCGAGCAGCAUUUCAACACAUUCAAGACCCUGAAAUCUGCACACCCUAAAUCGUUUUUAGCUCAAAACCCAAGCUCUUCUUUAGCUAGAUUCACCAGAACCAAGUACCUCAACCUUGUCCAUGCUAAAAUGGAGUGUUCCUUUUUCGGGAACUUGAACCAAAGGAAGCUAGUUACCUCCGGUGGGUUCCCGGAUACAGCUUUUUUCACAGCUUUUGCAGAGAUGUCUAGGCGGUUUUGGCUCUUGCAUUGCUUGGGAUUUUCAAUGCAUGAACAAGUUUCGAUCUUUCAGGUAAAGAAAGACUGUAGCUUCUCGGAGAUUUACAUGGAAAAUGUGACUGAAGAAUCACUUUUAUCGGGCGAAAUCAACGAUGGCAAUGUUGACGUUAGGGUCAGUUUCACGGUGGUUCCAGGGUUUAAGAUUGGUGCAACUGUGAUACAAAGUCAAGUUUAUUUGUCUCCGGUGAUUACUCCUCCGGUCAGUCGUUGAUUUUCCUUUUUCUUUCUUUUUGGAUAAUUCAUGUAUAGUAGUACUUCAUUUAAUAGAUGAAACGUGUUAAGCCAUCCGCGCUCGUUUUUGGUUGCACGCGCCGCUAGGUGAGUGCUAUUUGCAAGCGUGUGUUUGAAGGGUUUUAAGUUUAGUUUCCACUUCCACUUUAGAACUUAGAAGUGCACUUAUCUCCCAUGUUAUGGGAAGAAAGCGGAGCGUGGGGUGGCGCGUCAGUCCUGGCCUGUGGAGUAGUAGUCAUCUCGACCCAUACCCCAAACUACACAAGGAGCAAGAGGAGGUGUAGUUUAGGUUAUGGGAGAGAGCAAGGUCUUCUUUAAAAAAAAAGCUUUAGUUUUAUGAUAGAGAAAGAAAACAUGUUAUGGAGAAAAAAAGCUGUAUGUCAAUAUAAUAUAAUUGUAGAAGUGUAAUAUGCCCAAAAAAUCAAAGGCAAGAAUUGCAAGUUGCACCGGAUGAAUAUUUUUAAAGCUAUGAUUAGCUUUGCGGUAAUGCAUGAACAAUCUUGUGUUUUUCCCCCUUUUUUGAA
This is a messenger RNA of Gossypium raimondii (Peruvian cotton), 2207 nucleotides long. RefSeq names its product protein GRAVITROPIC IN THE LIGHT 1. The coding region runs from base 266 to 1663 and encodes 465 amino acids. The record is from RefSeq and is a predicted model, not a curated record. The transcript has a single exon. Lineage: Eukaryota; Viridiplantae; Streptophyta; Magnoliopsida; Malvales; Malvaceae. Gene Ontology annotation, biological process: response to red or far red light; negative gravitropism.